This is a messenger RNA of Amborella trichopoda, 3512 nucleotides long. RefSeq lists its product as uncharacterized. Lineage: Eukaryota; Viridiplantae; Streptophyta; Magnoliopsida; Amborellales; Amborellaceae. Gene Ontology annotation, molecular function: ubiquitin protein ligase activity; ribosome binding. The record is from RefSeq and is a predicted model, not a curated record. Gene Ontology annotation, biological process: rescue of stalled cytosolic ribosome; protein ubiquitination.
AAGAUAAUUACUAGUGCCAAUCGCGAAAAGACGAGCGAGGAGGAGAGAGAGAAUUUUUGAAAUGUUAUAAGCCCCAUUUUCCUGAAGCAGAGGACACAGCCCAAGUCUCUUUGAAGAUCAAAACCCCUAAUUAUACUGAGUAUCCCGGAAUCCAAUACGAAAACCUUCGUCGACGUUCAAAUUAGGGUUUCAAUUCCAGGUUUUAGUUCCGCAGCUACCGAAGAUCCGAAAUAAGCACUUGUUUGAUUCCCUUCUAAACCUAAGAGGCCAUGGAUGAUUAUUGUGCUGUGUGCGCUGAGCCAUUGGAGUGGGUGGCCUAUGGGAUGUGUGGCCACAAAGAGGUUUGUUCAAAGUGUGUUGUACGGCUCAGAUUCAUCCUUAGCGAUCCUCGAUGUUGUAUUUGCAAGAGCGAAUGCCCCACCGUCUUCAUCACAAAGGCAAUGGGGGAUUACACCAGGACAAUGAGUGACUUCAGUGUAUUUCCUCCUGGUGCAGUGGAAGGUCAAGUAGGACCGUACUGGUACCAUGAGGAUACACAAGCUUACUUUGAUGAUCUAGAUCACUACAAGAUGAUUAAAGCUAUGUGUAGGCUCUCUUGUAACAUUUGUGAUACCCAAACGGCAGAUAUACAAGGGAAUGAUGCCCUAAAAAGAAGGGAAAGAUUUAAAAAUGUUGAGCAGUUGAAAAAACACUUGUUCUUCAGACAUAGGAGCCAUAUGUGUGAUCUAUGCUUGGAAGGAAGGAAGAUAUUUAUUUGUGAACAAAAGCUUUAUACAAGGGGACAGUUGAAUCAACAUAUGAGCACAGGCAAUUCAGAGGUGGAUGGAGACGAGAGUGAGAGGGGUGGCUUUAUGGGACAUCCUAUUUGUGAUUUCUGCAAAAAACGAUUCUAUGGGGACAAUGAAUUGUAUACGCAUAUGUCAACUGAACAUUUUACCUGCCACAUAUGUCAAAGGAUGCACCCCGGACAAUAUGAUUAUUUCAAAAAUUAUGACGAUUUAGAGACGCAUUUUCGACAAGAGCACUUCCUCUGCGAAAGUGAAGCUUGCCUUGAAAAGAAGUUUGUAGUCUUCACAUCUGAAUCUGAAAUGAAGAGGCAUAAUGCCUUAGAGCAUGGGGGCCAUAUGUCUCGUUCUCAACGUAACGCUGCUCUUCAGAUACCAACUAGCUUCCGAUAUCGGCGCAGUAAUGAACAAGAUCAACGGAGCGGGAGAGGGAGAGGGAGAGGGAGAGGGAGAGGGAGAGGGCGGGAUUCAGGCUCUUCUUUGCAUCAUCUCUCCAUGGCUAUCCAAGCUAGUAUCGACUCUGCUCUUACGGAGAAUGCAACCCAUGAGUCUUCUUCCUCAAGUGCUCAAUCAGCUUCCAACAAUCAUGGGAAUAGAGUAGAAAUCAGCCCCCUUGAGUUUGAACCAUUAAUGCCCUCUGAUCAAUUGGCCAACGCAGAACAACCAGAAAAUGUUCCAUCAAGGUACCUUGAGGCCCUUAGCCAGACUUCAAGGAACACCCCUCUAGAACAAUCUUCCUUCCCUCCACUUCCCUCUAGCAACCAGAAGGACCUAAGUGAUACCAGAACUGGCUCAACAAUGGCUGCGCGUCUUCGUGGUAUUAAUAAGGGAACAGUUAAUGUGCUCCACUCUGCCAGUCAACCAGUUUCAAAAAAAAAAAAAAGUGCUCCACUCUGCUCAUUUAGUCCUGGUAGAAACAAGGUGUAUAUCUCAAAUGCAUGGAAUUUGAGUAAUGGUGGUAUGGGGGAAGCAUCACAGGGUUUGAGCCAGCAAAACAGUGGAUAUAUGCCAUCUGGUAGCUCUGCAACUCCAUGGAAUUUAAGCAACGGCCUUAAGGGGGAAGCAUCUAGUAGUUCGAGACAGCAAAAAAACCAAGGAGGAAAUAUGUCAUCUGGGUCUGCAACCUCAUGGAAUCUAAAUAAUGGCAUUAAGGGGGAAGCUGCAGGUUCUAGUGGUGGGAUACCACUGGCUUCUAAUCUUACGACUGACAAGGGAUAUGAGGAUUCCUCCAUUAUUAGUCUGAAGAGCUCAGCCCCUGCAAAUGCAGCUGAGAAUGGAAAGUUACCCAUUAGCACAUCUUUGGCAAAAGUGCAAGAUGUCCACACUGCAAAUAAGACUUUGGUGGAAAGGAUGCGUGCUAGUUUAGGCCCAGAUGAGAGCAAAUUCACUGCUUUCAAAGACAUCUCGGCUAAAUAUCGUCAAGGCCUCAUUGAUUCUCCAACCUACCUCACCCAUGUUCAAAACUUUGGCCUUUCUCACCUCCUUGUUGAGCUUGCUGGGCUCUUACCUGAUUCUCAAAAGCAAAGGGAGCUUCUUGAGGUUUAUAGUGCCAGUCAACAAUUGGCUAAUGAAAACCGGGAAAGUGGGGCCUCCCAAAAACUUGGACGUGGAUACUUCAAGGUGAAAGGGAAAUUGGUCAUUAAUAAUUUGGAAACGAGUAGUGCCAAUGAUAAAUUGGCUGAUAGUAUAAUAGACACAGUGAGGAACCUGCAGCUUAAGAACAAGGUUUGGGAGCAAGAAGAGGACGUUGAGGUCCUUUCAAAAGAUGGUUAUCGAUCAGCUGCUAAGGGAGAAACAAAGGAAGUGGAGGCGAAGGACCGUUUGGCUGACAGGUAUCGAUCAUCUGCGAAAGGAAAGGCACCAUUGGCAGAUAGUGUCGUCUCAAGCUCCAAUGGUGGCUCACAGGAUCCCACCAACUGGUCUUGUAGGGUUUGCACCUUGGUCAAUGAGAGAGGCUCAGAUGCUUGUGCAGCUUGUGGGGUACCUAACCCUAACUCCAAUUCUAAACCGAACCCUAACACUACGCAGAGUGUGGGUUUAAGUGGGAAUAAUAGUAAACAAACGCGAAAGACUUCCAAGUUUCACAGGGUGAGGUUAGGUGAUCUGUCUGUUACUGCCCUUGAUCUUAGAGGAGGGUCACAAUCCGAGCAUGAGAAUUCAGCAGAAGAAUCGAGCAAGGGCCCUAUAGGUGAAGAGGUGCCCCUGGUUAAAGGGGUGUGGCGAAAUGGUGGUGGUCAGAAGCUCGUGGCACGUUCUCAAUGGGGCUGAGAUGUUUCGCCUAUUUUCGCUUAGCUCAGAUUGAGGUGAUUGUUAUGUGAAGAUCUGAGGGCUUGUCCGAUAAAAAUGAACUGGGGACAAAGGACUUAUUGGUUUGCUUUUGCAGAUGGAGUGAGCAAUUGGGAUUUUUUUGGUUUGCGGGUUAAAUUUUGGAGGAACUUUUAAUGAUGUUGGCUUGAGGCCAGGGUCUGGUUCUGGUUUUGUGUUUCAGUGGUCAUUGUUCCAUAUUAAGAGUGUUUUUGUUGAAGAUGUAGAUAUAUAUAUUUCAUGGCGUUGGCUCGUUGUGAAUGAACAACGACAUCGAGCCAUUAAUAUGAAUGGUGGAUGUAACAAAACCCGUAAGGGCUACCAGCAAGUUUUAGGUGCCCGAAUUGGUUAAUGUAUGGUAGCAAUCGGUGUAUAGGGUUCUUUUUGGGAUGCAUCUCUCUUUAAAGAUAUCAGUUGGGUCUA